CAUUGCGGACGUUAUUAUUUCCUAUCCGAGGGUUCAAAAUUGAAAUAAAAUCCACAGGAAUUUGAGGUGCGAGGGAGGAUGAGUCCAAGAUAGGAUUGUUCAGAGUCUUCAGACCCCAGGGAGGGACAGAGCAAUCCAAAGCAAAAAGGCAGAGACUUUGAUAUCAGAAGCUAUUGGAAAGAGAAGAAGAAGGGUUCCCGAAUACUGUGGGUGUUUCUGAGGAAUGGCAGAGCUUUGCUUGGUGGCUUCACAUGGCUCCCAUCCCGGGCUAUUUGUCCAUCCAACUGAACAAGGAGGCUUAGGCAGGGUCUUUAAGGGUUAUCAACCUUUCCUGACAAACACUGGAUCCUAUCAGGGUUCUUUGCAGCCAUGGUAUUACAAACCAAGGCUGCAUUGGACAGAGGAUCAAUCAAAACCAUCGACUGGCAUGUUGGACAGUAAUGAAUUCUUCAGGGCUGACUCAACUCCUCGAAGACCUCUACUCAUUGAUGUUCAAGACCUUCCUGCCAACUCUCUAUUCUUCAGCUCGGGGAUUGUCAAUCAAUGCAUCAUACGUGAGAGGGUCCUGAGAUACCUCAUGUCUGGACUAAAUGAAGAAGAAAGAGGUGGUGUAGAUUUAGCUUUAUUCUAUGAUUUGGUGGGACCUCAAGCACCAACCCUGCAUAUGCCUCAAGAACCCGUCUUACCUUUUUAUGGGCGGACCUUUCUUGAUUCCGAGGCUCAGCCUUCUCUAGUCUCACUAAGUAGUGAAACUUUGUCUGAGAAACCUCUCUUUGCGGGGGAUGUGGGCCAUGUUUCAGAAAUUACUUAUGACCCGUAUCAUCCUGAUGACCGACUUUCAAUUGCCAGCUCUGGGACUGAGAUGGAGGAUAUACUUACUGCUCUUUCUAAGUUGUACUUGUCAAAGAACUCGAUUAAGUUGAAGAAGCAACAAAUGGUGGUCCCUUACUUUGAUAGGCGGACCAGAAAAGCACCAGGGAAUGAUAUUACUGGAUCACCUCCAAAGUUUGGAACUGUGAAGAGUUCUGAGAAAGUUAAGUAUAAGGCGACUUCGAAUAAAAAGAGCAAUAUGAAAGCUGUAAAAGAGCGGGAACUUUACAGAAAGAACUUGUUCCAUGCAUGCGAAAGCCUUCUCUCGUUGACCGUUGACAAGAAGCUACAUGGGAGAACUGCAAUCCUUUCACUUAAAAAAUCAGGUCCCGAACUGCCAAAGGCUCUCACACAGUUUUCUGCUAGCAUUGCUGGAACUGGUCUUGCUGUUCUCUUUUCAGUUGUCUGCAAAGUAGCCUGUGCUAGGGUACCCUUCUGUGCAUCCAAACUCCUGAACACCGGGUUGGGUAUUGGACUUGUUUGGCUUUCUUGGGCGGUAAAUAGAUUGGGAGACACUGUUAUUUCGAUCAAGAAUUCAAACAAGUUGGAUGUGAGAGAGGAGGAGAUUAUGAAUAAGUUGGACAAAAGCUUAAAAGACAUAUACUUCCGAGCUGCUGCUAUAAUGACCGUGGCUGUUCUUAGGCUCGUAUGAGUUCGAUUUGGAAGUUCUUAGAAGUCCAGUCUGUCCAGUUUGUCGAAGGAAUUAGCAGGGACCAACUUCGUUGCUCUUUACCUGAAACAAUGUAAAUCCGCAUCUAAUCAUUCAACUAAAUUUUGCAGUUUGCUCGGCAUGUGUAACACUAGGGAAAAGGACAUUGCAUCAUGUAUAUGGAACUUUUUGGGCUCGUCGUCUAUUCUGGCUUUCAAGAUUUUGGAUGCGUAGUUGCUUCUUAUUUUGACAGUUGUAAUAGUAUAUCUUAUCUCGCAAGGGAAUGGAUAAUUGAAUACUCGUUUGAAGAUUGGAA
Messenger RNA from Coffea eugenioides, 1835 nucleotides. RefSeq lists its product as uncharacterized. Bases 224 to 1522 code for a protein of 432 amino acids. Lineage: Eukaryota; Viridiplantae; Streptophyta; Magnoliopsida; Gentianales; Rubiaceae. The record is from RefSeq and is a predicted model, not a curated record. The transcript is spliced from 5 exons.